UAGUUCUGAAAGUUGUUGUGAAACUCGAGGUGUUUUUAAUUUAUUCUCACUAUACAUGUUUAUCGUUUGUCUGUUUAUACACACGUGAUUCGUUAUCAUCUGACUUCGCGGAGUAUUAUUUGUAUUAUUAGGUGGAUGCGUCGCCAUAAAUACCGUGACGUCAAAACCGCGCGACAUCGGACUGAGUGAAGAUGAAUGGAUGAAGGUGAAGGAAUGGGGAUAGACACUGCGGGAUUGUAUUCUAGUUUCUACUCCUUACCCCGGUAACCCGCAGGUCCGCUCCUCGUGCCACCAUGCUGAGAGUCACGCGCUCCGCCAGCCGCCACUUGCUGCAGCUUCCAGCGCGUGCACCUUGUUCAGCGGUGAUUCACCGGGACUCACCUGCACCGGGGCUCACGUGCCGCUCCCCGCAGCCCGCCGCCGUCCGGUACCGGGCGGGUGUCCGGACGGUGUCCGGUGGUCCGGCGGCUGCGGGCGGAUGGUACGGCGGGCUCGCGGACUCCGCGCCGGUUCACCUGUGUGAGCAGGUGCUGGUGAGUGUGCACGAGAUGAGCGCGUGCCCGUGGUGGCUGAGCAUCGCUGUGGCCACGCUGUCGGUCAGGACUGUGAUCACUCUGCCGCUGGCAGCCUAUCAGCUCAUCAUCAUCUCCAAGGUGGAGGCUCUGCAGGCGGAGAUCUCCGAGCUGGCCAAGAGGCUCCGGUAUGAAGUGUCAGUUCGAGCGAGCGAGAAAGGCUGGACGGAGAAACAGUGCAGGUUCCAGUUCAAGAAGAAUCUGCGUCGUCUCAUCUCGGAGCUCUACAUCAGGGACAACUGCCACCCCUUCAAGGCCAGUCUUCUGGUCUGGGUCCAGCUGCCGCUCUGGAUCAGUUUCUCUCUGGCCCUCCGAAACCUGAGUCUGGAUCCGUCUGCGGUGCAGGACCAGCUUGCAGCAGGGGGCGCUCUGUGGUUCUCUGACCUCACCUUGCCCGACUCCACCUGGAUCCUCCCGGUCUGCCUGGGACUCACCAACCUGAUGGUGGUGGAGGUGUUUUCUCUCCAAAGGGUCACGACAUCCCGGUUCCAGCGGGUGGUCCUGAACGCCAUCAGAGUCUUCUCGGUGGUCAUGAUCCCCAUCGCCGCCUCCGUCCCCUCGUCCAUGGCUCUGUACUGGUUCACCUCCUCUCUGGUGGGAUUCGGUCACAACAUGCUCCUCCGCUCUCCCCGGAUACACAGACUCCUCGGCGUGAGGACCGGAGGCUCCCAGACUCCGUACCGAGACCUGCUGUCAGCCUUCAAGUCUAAAUACUGGAAAUGAGCGCUGCCUCCAUGCUGCAUGAACACGCUCGGCUCAUUCUUUGAUUGCGGCGUGGCUGCAUCCUGUUUUUGGAAUGGGACAAUAACAGGAAGGAGACUCGCGACCUCUGACUCCAAUGUUUCCACAGCCAUGGUCUCCCCAGAGGAGUGAGGAGAAACGGUCCGAGGAGCAGACUGCUCACAUUACAGCCACCAGGGUCUACUGUAAGGAAACAUAAGAACCAGGUUUAAUAAGGGAGGGGCUGCAUGGUGGGGGAUUUAUUAGUUUCAAAAGCUGAAGGUUUUCUUUGUGGAGUUUGCAUGAUCUCCCUGUGUUUGAGGUGUGAAUGUGAGUGUGUGGUUUGUGUCUGUGUUUGCUUGUACCGGCUCCGGCGCCCGCUGACCCCUGAAAACAAGAUAAUAUGGAUGAGUCCCCAGGUUUAAAAAGCUUUACUUGAUCGAGUUUUUCUGUAUGAAUUUUAAAAAAAAAAAAAAAAUCACAUUUUUUGUAAACAAUAAAAAGUUGUAGAAGUUUUUAUUGGUGAGUUUGUUUCCCCUCGGGCGCUGUUCUUUACUGUAUGAGGCGGAGCCAGCCGCUCCACAUCCUCGGCGCUCCCCGCGCUCCUCCA
Molecule: messenger RNA, 1902 nt
Organism: Salarias fasciatus (jewelled blenny)
Lineage: Eukaryota; Metazoa; Chordata; Actinopteri; Blenniiformes; Blenniidae
Gene: cox18
Product: cytochrome c oxidase assembly factor COX18
Exons: 6
Coding region: 294-1295 (333 amino acids)
Biological process (GO): protein insertion into mitochondrial inner membrane from matrix; mitochondrial respiratory chain complex IV assembly
Cellular component (GO): mitochondrial inner membrane
Molecular function (GO): membrane insertase activity
Source: RefSeq, a predicted model, not a curated record